AGUUCGCGAGGGGGGGAAGGUGAAAAAAAAAAAAAAAAAGCUAGCUGAAGUGAAGAUGGCGAGAGGCUCCCGGUGUUUGCGGAGAGCGGUAGCGGAGUGUAUUAAACAGUUACCGUUCACGGCUACUCGAGAAACACCGGGCAGGAAUGGAGUCAGAUAUCUGUCAUCGUGUGGGAUUCUGAUGACCAGGGUGCCUCCUCUCUUGCGGACCGUGUCUGGCCGUCAUGCGCUCAAUCCAACCAGAAGCUUUUUCAACCUCACCGAUUCCUUUAACAAGAGGAAAGAGUACUCUGAGAGACGCAUCAUUGGGUAUUCCAUGCAAGAAAUGUAUGACGUGGUGUCCAAGGUUGAAGACUAUCUUCACUUUGUGCCCUGGUGCAAGCGCUCAGAUGUAGUGUUCCGGCGUUCUGGUUUCUGUAAGGCCAAGCUAACAGUGGGCUUUCCUCCCGUGGUGGAGAAUUACACGUCUCUUGUUACGACAGUGCGCCCCCAUUUGGUGAAGGCUUCAUGUUCAGACGGUAAACUGUUUAAUCACCUGGAGACAGUGUGGCGCUUCAGUCCUGGCCUCCCUGGCUACCCCCGUACGUGCACCCUGGACUUUGCUAUUUCCUUCGAGUUCCGCUCCCUGCUGCAUUCUCAGUUGGCCACCGUGUUCUUCGAUGAAGUAGUUAAGCAGAUGGUGUCAGCGUUUGAACGACGGGCCUGCAAACUGUACGGCCCAGAGACACAGAUCCCACGCGAGCUGAUGUUCCAUGAGGUCCACCACACGUAGCGUCUCUCCACACGGAGGGGCUUCCAGGGCGGGAGGGCAUUAAGGGAAUUCUGGUAAAGGGUGCUUUUGGAGAGGGGUAGUUAACAGACACAACUUCACGUGCCUCAGUAUCUGCAGUGCCUGGUCCAAACUAAACCAUUUGAUUUUACAUUUUUAUCCUAAGUUAUUUUUGAGGCUGGAUCUAAUUUGGGGGCUUAACAUUUUGGGCGAGUUAAGCGUAUAGCUGCAUCACUCCAUCUCUAAUAACAUUUCAGAACUGCACUUUGAGCCAUACUGUUUAAUGGCAGCUGGACUAUGUGGAAGGUCUGUCAAGAGCUCAGUGAACAGAUGUUGGUUUUGUGAAUGGUGCAGAAGAGAUGGAGACGGUUAUUUGGCAUGUGUGGGAUUGGGAUUUCAGUAGGAUUGAACCGGGCUUGUUUUUCACAAGAGUCUAAGUUGCUUUUCCAAUCAUGUUAUAAGCUUUCGACAUGUGUGAUUUUUUUUUUUUUUUUUAAAUAAACA
Molecule: messenger RNA, 1273 nt
Organism: Pangasianodon hypophthalmus (striped catfish)
Lineage: Eukaryota; Metazoa; Chordata; Actinopteri; Siluriformes; Pangasiidae
Gene: coq10b
Product: coenzyme Q10B
Exons: 5
Coding region: 56-772 (238 amino acids)
Biological process (GO): cellular respiration; ubiquinone biosynthetic process
Cellular component (GO): mitochondrion
Molecular function (GO): ubiquinone binding
Source: RefSeq, a predicted model, not a curated record